CAAAAAUAAAAUUGCAUUAUUUUUGUGAAUUACAACUAAACAAAUUACAAAUAUUAAACCUUCAGAUACAAGGAGAACUUUUUUUUUAUUAUUCUUUACUGAGAAGUACACGAUUCAAACAUCGUUCAGAGAUCAGAUUAAUUAGAAUAAAAUAAAUCAAAUUGUUGAAAAGAUUAAUCGGGGAAAAAAUAACUUGAAGUAACUUUCUAAGCACUCGUUAUCUCGUACACUUAUUUGGCGCUCCGCGUGCAAAACAGAUGCACGUGCAUGCACGUAUUCCGGGGAAAAUUUGUGCAAUCCGAGCAUUCAUACUGAAUGCAAGUGACGGUAGCGGUGCGGGCACGCUAGAUGAGAUGGGAUACGUUAUGCAAGUUUGCGCUACACAAGUGUAUUGCGUCAGAGUGAAUCGUCGGUUCUACAGAAGAACCCGUGACGUUUAGGGUUUUAUAAUUGAAGGAUAUGCUUUUCAUGCGCACAUCACUAGCAUUUAAAGCCGUCAAUUACGAGGAGCAGAAAUCGAUAAACUUUUUUUUGUGAAUGUAAAGAUUCAAAGAUUUAGAAAAUUAAAACUUUGUACAAAUUUAAAAUAUGACACACACACACAUGCAUAAUAACAAAAGAAUAAUGAUAUUGUAAUUCUCACUCUUUCGUUAAAGCGUGGCUUUUCUAAUCCUUCUACUGAUAGAGGAAAAAUUAAUAAAACUAAUUGAACAGUGCGGUUACGUAUGAUUAAUUAAGUACAUACGUUAUCCGCAUUGUAUUUCAGUCUUAUACACGGAAUGUAGUUCCCCAGCUUUAUAUCGCGAACUUCAAGAAAAGACGCGGCUAAGCAUACAUUUUUAACUUCUCUCUCUCUCACGGUUCACGGUACAUGCGGCGGUGCUACAUCGGAGCAAUAUAUCAAGGACCGCGUCAAAGGCUUUAACGCGAGACGAUUUAGAGGCGCUCCAGAUGAUUACGAGUUAACGAUUCGCGGCGCAACGCUGACGGGAGUCGCGAAGAUCGGCAAAGAUAUAGAGCGCGGAUCUGCUCGUGAGCAUACGUUUACGUACACGUACGCCGCCGAUCCGGCUCUUUUCCAUCGAUCCCGUCUCAGCAUCUUGUGACACACUUGCGUCGAACGUUGCUGUAAAUCUUGCCGAUUGCACCAAACUAUGAUCUAGAAAACGCGGAUGAGCCCCGGGAUAUAUAAGGAACGGAGCGGACCUCGUUGUUUGUCAUUCCCUCGAGAAAUCUAACCCACGCUCGAAGGGUAGCAGCGAGAGCCAGGGAGAGCGUGUCUCCCUCGGAGGGAUAGAGUAACAGAAAAUUCGAUUUUCUCUUUGCCGUUGGAGAGUACUAUGAGAGCCGUCAGUAUGCUUAAGAUCAGUGGAACAACAUUUAUUAUGAUGCUGGCCGUGGCGCGUUCGGAACCCCCGGUUAAUUCGUAUCUACCUCCAAGAACGGGCACCCCCGGUGCGAAUGGCGGUCGAACCGACCUGUCUACUCAGUACGGGGCGCCGGAUUUCAAUAACGGGGGUGGCGUUAAUAGAAACAGCGGCGCAACAAGUUUCACCGGGACCGGCGGUAAUGGCGCAGGUAAUGGUCCGUCGAAACUUUACGACGUGCCCAUCGGGGGAAAUGCCGGUGGAAAUGGUUUAGGUCAGUUUCAAGGAAACGGAUUUAGGGGUGGACAAUCCUCUAGCUCUAAGGCUGCCAAUGGUGGCUUUGGUGAAGACAGAGGCAACACAGGAAAGCCGUCGACUAGCUACGGUGUUCCCGACGCGAGUGGGAACAACGGGGGUGCUUUCGGAAACGUAGCUAACGAAGGAAGACCGUCGACUAGCUACGGCGUUCCCGGUAUGAGUGGCUUUGGUGAAAACCGAGGCAAUGUGGGAAGACCGUCGACUAGCUACGGCGUUCCCGACGCGAUUGGGAACAAUCGGGGUGGUUUCGGAAACGAAGGUACUGGAGGGAGACCGCCGACUAGUUAUGGCGUUCCCGGAGUGAACGGAAAUCACGAAGGUGGAAACAAUGGCAACGCGAGUCCUCCCUCGAGUAGUUAUGGCGUACCUGGUGCAAAUAAUGAAAAUACAAAUAGCAAAGGUCUCUUUAACGAUGGAAAAAGUAACGGAGGACCGUCGAGCAACUACGGAUCCCCAAAUGAAAAUGCAUUCGGAGGAGGAUUAUCAACUAGCUACGGUCUACCUAAUAGAAAUGGAAAUGGUAAUAGCGGCGGUUUAAACGGAGGAAGUUUCGUAAACGGUGAGGCUAACGGCUAUCCAUCUGGAGGUCCCAAUGGAAACGCAAAGAAUUUUGGACACGACAAUGGAAGUUUUGGAAGAGGAGGCGAAAGAGAUAGUGGCGGGGGUUACAACGACAACGCGCAAGAGGGAAAUACUGAGCCGGCAAAGUACGAGUUUUCGUAUAAAGUAAAGGAUCAGCAAACCGGCAGCGAGUACAGUCACACGGAGACUAGAGACGGUGACCGAGCUCAAGGCGAGUUCAACGUUUUGCUACCAGACGGUAGGAAGCAGAUUGUCGAGUAUGAGGCUGAUCAGGAUGGAUUUAAACCGCAAAUUAGAUACGAGGGCGAAGCGAAUGUCGGCGGAGGAUACAGCACCGGCGGGCCGAAUGAUAACAAUGACGGUUAUUCUUCUGGUCGACCGGGUAGCGGUGACUUUACGAAUAACUCAGGAUUUAAUGGAGGCGGUAGUAGCAGUGGUUAUCCAAGUGGUGGUCCCGGCGAGGGAAAGCCUGGUGGAUUUAAUAGCGGAGGCAGCAGCGGUUAUCAGUCGGGAAGACCAGGACAAUCUUUUGGUCGAGAUAAUGAUGGCAAUUUAAGCGGCGAUAUCGGCGGAUACUUUUCCAAUCCUUCUAACAAUGGCAUCGGCGACAGUGACAACACGAAUGUCGGAAGGAACAGACAAAAUGGCGGUAAUAGUGGAUAUCAAUAUUAAAUACACAUAAUUCAAUAGAUUUAGAGAUUAUCACGGUCUUGGAUAAUUUCGCAAAAGGAUAAAAAAUCGAUUGAGAAGUUAUUUAAAUUAAACUGUAUUUAAUAACCAAAUAUUAUUUAAUAGUAAUCACACACACGGAAAACUUCUAUAUUACCAUAAUAUUAUAUUAUCCAAAAUUUUUCAUCUUACCAACCAAAACAAAUUUAUAAAAAUACGAAGAUAUACCUUUUGCACUCUACAGUAUCCUUAUAAAAAACUAUAGUGUAGCAAGUUUUAGUUAGUAAGCAAAAAAGAAAAAAAUAAACGAACGUAUAAUCGA
Messenger RNA from Monomorium pharaonis (pharaoh ant), 3258 nucleotides. RefSeq names its product pro-resilin. Lineage: Eukaryota; Metazoa; Arthropoda; Insecta; Hymenoptera; Formicidae. The coding region runs from base 1341 to 2939 and encodes 532 amino acids. The record is from RefSeq and is a predicted model, not a curated record. The transcript has 4 exons. Gene Ontology annotation, cellular component: extracellular matrix.